AUGUCUACUCUCAUCCAGCCGUUCAUCACUGCCAUGGCCACUGGUGGCUUGGUGUUACUGCCUCCGGAAGUCCUGUUUACGAUUCUGGAGAAUGAUUGCCUCAACCUCGAGGACAUUGCCUGCCUGCGACUGACAUGUCGUCCACUCAGCGAGUCCACCGCUUCCAUUCUAUUCCGACGCAUCAUAAUCUCGCCUCUGAGACAGGACCGUUGGGCAUUCGAGAACAUCUGCCGCAGUCCUCACCUUGCCCAACACGUGCGGGAGGUGGAAUGGGCGGAACUCGCCUGGUUUCCCGGUUAUUUCAACCAUUUUAUCUGGGCCAAUCCUGAAGGACCGGGCUUCAUGUCAUCACAAUCAGAUUUCAUGCUUCAUAAUACCGUCACCCUACUGGACGAAGUGUGUGCUGAAGAAUUCUGGCUUCCCGCCGUCAUAAGGGACAGGAUGGCAGCUCGUAUUUCACCCUUGCCAUAUAAUGAGGAACUUUUCAACCGUGAAGAGGCCGUGGAGGAGUUUAUCCCCAUUUUCUUCGAAUUGCUUGGUCUACUACCCCAUCUUCAUACCAUGGCUUCACGACCAAUGAGCUCUAAGCGGAUGAUUCGUUCCCCUCAGUACUCGGUCCGAGUCGGUCACAUCCAGGCCCAGACUCCUGAGUGGCCGAUAUCCAAUUGGAAUCAAAGCAACGAUGGUCUCUUGUUGUUUAUAUUGCCCGCAAUGGCAAUUCUACCAAUUCCAGUGCGAAGGCUCGCUUGGCAAGAUGAGCUACCAGGCAAUGGCGCAUUCGGGGCUCUUCGGCCAGACGCUUUUACGCAACUUGACACUCUGAGCAUCUCUCUUUCAACAGCUUUUUUCUUCUUCCCUCUGCCAAUUACGGAAAAAUUAACUCGGCUUGAUACCUGCCUCGACGCCUGUAACAACGUCCGACAUCUAUCUCUAGCCGUAGAGAGCGAGUACGCAUCAGAGCGACAAAUCAAUCACUGUAUUAUCACUACCAGUCUCUUGCGGUAUUCUCCCGGCACCAGGCAGUCAAAUUGGAGGAGACUAGUAUCCCUCAAUCUAACCUCUAUGGAAAUCGAGGACCACGUCCUUGUUGCCGUCGUCAGCGAAAGUGCGGAGACACUACGCCAUCUCUACCUCCAAGAAUGCAACACGACUCUCGGGGGGUUGAAGAAAUUAUCCAAAAUACCUGGCUUACGCCUGCGAUCAGCUCAAAUUCUCGGCGAAUACCCCAAAAGCCAAUGCCAUAGAAUACCAGAGCAAAAGCUACUUGAAUUUCUCAACGGUCAAAAGGUUCCUGAGGGGGAAGAUGUACAGAUGUGUACCUCCCUAGACGAAACCCUCGAGGAAGACGCCUCCGAUAUCCAACCCCCAGACUACGAAACUUGUCCACAUCGUAUGUUUGACGACGAUUGCCCUGAAUCUUUCACGAACAUACUCGUCAUGACUCUUCCAGCGGCCUUGGACGGAGUUACAUCUUCUGACGAUAGCGAAUUUGGGCCUACCUGGCUCAACAGCGCCGAUAUUGACGAUUCUGACCAGAGCGUGGUUGAGAGGGUCCAAAACGGUCCCAAAUGGCUCUGGAACCGCUGCUGCGACAACAACAAUACUGAAAGGCAAAUAUACUUCACGCAGGUCCCGGACUCGCAUCCCGACGGACUUCCCACUGUCGUCUGGAGGUUCACAAACCGCCAUGGUUUAUCCUAUAUCGGCAGCGAGCCUUUGGAAGGAUUCGAGGAUUGGGAUCCUGAACAAGGCGACGUGGAGGAGCCCCUGCCUUAUAGCGCAGAAAUGGACGAGUCCAUACAGGCGGCCAAUCUUGAAGCACCACCCCCAGGCGUUGUAUUGUACGAUCGGAAUGACGCAUUUCGAGCGCAACUUUUUUACUACCAGGUUUCGGAAUGA
Clonostachys solani is the source of this 1899-nucleotide messenger RNA. Lineage: Eukaryota; Fungi; Ascomycota; Sordariomycetes; Hypocreales; Bionectriaceae. The record is from the annotation of a GenBank genome assembly.